GUGUGGGGGGGGGAGUGUGUGUGUAUGCGCGCGCGCGCGCCUCUCUCCGUCUCUCGCUCGCUAUAUAGGAUGUGCCGCGGAAUGGGUGGCUCGUUGCUGUAGGCGCGCGUGCGGCUCGCCCUGCCUUUGGCGAGCAGCGUUUUGCAGCGCUGCUGCUGCUGCUCUCCUUCUCCUCACCACCGGCAAGGCAAGCGAUCCCGGCAGGCUCUGGCUUUUCCCGGCUGCCAUCUCCUCCUCCUCCUCCUCCGCCGCCUGCCUGCCCUCUCUCUCCCAUUUUCCUCCGCUGGGAAGCCUCGAUGUGCUGUUGCCAAUGGCCGGGGCACAGCCAGGGGUGCACGCUCUCCAACUGCAGCCGGUCCGCGUCUCGGACAGCCUCAAGAAAGGCACCGUCUUCGUCAAGUGGGACGAUGAUUCCACCAAUGUGACAUCAGUUUUUGCCCGAACAGACCCACAUGGAUUUUUCUUGUAUUGGACAGACCAAAAUAAGGUGCAGGAAUCGGAGCUGCUGGAUAUCAGCCUUGUCAAAGAUGCCCGAUGCGGGAAACAUGCCAGAGCGCCUAAGGAUCCAAAACUACGUGAACAUCUGGAUGCAGGAAACAUAGGAGGGCGACUGGAAGGCCGAAUGCUCACAAUCGUGUAUGGCCCUGACCUGGUCAAUAUUUCAUACUUGAACUUAGUAGCAGCUCAGGAUGACAUCGCAAAGGAAUGGUCGGAGGAAAUCUUCAGUCUGGCGUCAAACCUGCUGGCACAGAACAUGUCAAGGGAUGCUUUUCUGGAAAAAGCAUACACCAAACUUAAAUUGCAAGUCACUACGGAGGGGCGGAUCCCUUUGAAGAAUCAUUAUCGCUUGUUCUCCUCAGACAGAAAGCGCGGAACUGCACUGGAAGCCUGUAGUCUUCCGUCUGCCAGGAAUGAGUCGAUUCCUCAAGACGACUUCACUCCUGAAAUAUACAGAGAAUUUCUCAGCAACUUUUGCCCUCGACCUGAAAUCGACCACAUCUUCCAAGAGCUUGGUGCAAAAGGCAGAGCGUAUCUUACUGUUGACCAGAUGAUGGAAUUUAUAAACUUGAAGCAACGAGACCCACGGUUAAAUGAAAUUCUUUAUCCACCCUUGAAGCAGGAACAGGUUCAGCAACUGAUUGAGAAAUAUGAACCCAAUAAUAGCCUGGCUAAGAAAGGGCAGAUAUCGGUGGAUGGAUUUAUGAGAUAUUUGAGUGGAGAGGAGAACGGAGUCGUUCCACCUGAAAAACUGGAUUUGAAUGAAGAUAUGAGCCAGCCUCUGUCUCACUAUUUCAUCAAUUCGUCGCACAACACCUACCUCACAGCUGGACAGCUGGCCGGUAACUCUUCCGUAGAGAUGUAUCGCCAAGUGCUAUUGUCUGGCUGUCGCUGUGUCGAGCUGGACUGCUGGAAAGGCCGAACAGCUGAAGAAGAGCCCGUUAUUACACAUGGAUUCACCAUGACAACUGAGAUAUCCUUUAAGGAAGUAAUAGAAGCUAUUGCUGAAUGUGCAUUUAAGACGUCUCCUUUCCCUAUCCUUCUCUCUUUUGAAAAUCACGUGGAUUCCCCUAAGCAACAGGCAAAAAUGGCAGAAUAUUGCAGAUUAAUAUUUGGUGAUGCCCUGCUGAUGGAGCCACUGGAAAAAUACCCACUUGAACGUGGCGUUCAUCUUCCAAGCCCGGCAGAACUGAUGUACAAAAUCCUGGUGAAGAAUAAAAAGAAGUCCCAGAAGUCUGCGGAUGGCAGCGGGAGGAAAAAACUGUCUGAACAGGCUUCGAAUGCGUGUAGCGAUGCUUCCAGCGGGUUUGAGCCCUCUUCUCCUGGAGCCGGGGAAGCAGAGAUCGAGAGUGACGACGACGACGACGACGACGAUGACUGCAAAAAAUCAUCAAUGGAUGAAGGGACAGCUGGUAGCGAGGCCAUGGCCACCGAGGAAAUGUCAAACUUGGUGAACUACAUACAGCCUGUGAAGUUUGAGUCAUUUGAAACAUCUAAAAAACGGAACAAGAGUUUUGAAAUGUCUUCCUUUGUGGAAACCAAAGCACUCGAGCAGCUCACGAAGUCUCCUGUCGAGUUUGUGGAGUAUAACAAAAUGCAGCUGAGCCGAAUUUAUCCAAAAGGAACACGUGUUGAUUCCUCAAACUAUAUGCCUCAGCUCUUCUGGAAUGCAGGCUGUCAAAUGGUUGCUCUUAACUUCCAAACUGUAGAUUUAUCUAUGCAAAUAAAUAUGGGAAUGUAUGAAUAUAAUGGCAAAAGUGGGUACAGACUAAAACCAGAAUUUAUGAGAAGACCAGACAAGCACUUUGAUCCGUUUAGCGAAGGUAUCGUAGACGGAAUAGUGGCAAACACCUUGUCCGUGAAGAUCAUUUCUGGGCAGUUGCUGUCGGACAAAAAAGUCGGGACCUACGUAGAAGUGGACAUGUUUGGUCUGCCGGUGGACACAAGGCGGAAAGCUCUCAAGACCAAGCCAUCUCAAGGCAACGCAGUGAAUCCUGUAUGGGAAGAAGAAGCCAUUGUGUUUAAGAAAGUUGUUCUGCCUUCCCUGGCAUGUCUGAGGAUAGCAGCCUAUGAAGAAGGAGGGAAAUUCAUUGGUCAUCGGAUAUUGCCUGUAUCAGCAAUUCGACCAGGCUAUCACUAUAUCUGCCUGAGGAAUGAAAGGAAUCAGCCCUUGACACUGCCAGCCUUAUUUGUAUACAUAGAGGUUAAAGAUUACGUACCCGAUACUUACGCAGAUGUUAUCGAGGCAUUAUCCAACCCCAUCAGAUAUGUGAAUUUGAUGGAGCAGAGAGCAAAUCAGUUGGCAGCGCUGACUCUGGAGGAUGAAGAAGAAGUCAGGAAAGAGGCAGAACAGGGAGAUGUUCCUUCAGAAGCUCACACUGAACCCAAGCCGGCACCAGCUGAAAAUGGAGUAAACUGCACCGCUUCCCUCACCCCAAAACCAUCCACACAGGUUACUCCCAGCCAACCAACACCAGGUUCUGUGAAAGUGCCAGCAAAAACAGAAGAUCUUAUCCAGAGUGUCCUGACAGAAGUCGAAGCACAAACUAUCGAGGAGCUAAAGCAACAGAAAGCGUUUGUGAAACUUCAGAAGAAGCACUACAAAGAAAUGAAGGACCUUGUGAAGAAACACCACAAAAAAACCACGGAUCUUAUAAAAGAACAUACCACGAAGUAUAAUGAAAUCCAAAACGACUACCUGCGACGGAGGGCGGUUUUGGAGAAAACAGCUAAAAAAGACAGUAAGAAAAAAGGUGACGUUGGCAGCCCAGAUCACAGUUCUUCAACUGUUGAACAAGAGUUGACCACCCUUGAUUCAGAAAUGUCCCAGAAGUUAAUAGAGCUUAAGGAAAAGCAACAGCAACAGCUGCUUAAUCUUCGGCAAGAACAGUAUUAUAGUGAAAAGUACCAGAAGCAAGCACAUAUUAAAUUGCUCAUUCAGAAGCUGACAGAUGUAGCAGAGGAAUGCCAGAACAGUCAGUUGAAGAAACUGAAAGAGAUUUGUGAGAGGGAAAAGAAGGAGUUGAAGAAAAAGAUGGACAAAAAGAGGCAAGAAAAAAUCACAAAGGAUAAAAGUCAAGUGGAUGAGGAGAAGACAGAAAUGAUUCGAUCAUAUAUUCAGGAGGUGGUGCAAUACAUUAAAAGGCUAGAAGACGCUCAAAGUAAAAGGCAGGAAAGACUUGUGGAGAAGCACAAGGAGAUUCGUCAGCAAAUACUGGAUGAAAAGCCCAAGUUACAGGCUGAACUCGAUCAAGAAUACCAAGACAAAUUCAAAAGACUCCCAUUGGAAAUCCUGGAAUUUGUUCAAGAGGCGAUGAAAGGCAAAAUUAGUGAAGAUGGAGACCACAGCUCUGCCACUUCUCCCCUGGCAUCCGAUGGUGGGAAAGUCAACCACAAGCCACCGCAGAAUGAGGAGCUGGAAGAUAAUCCAGGGAAAGUAUUCGAUACACCCCUCUAGCAACUCCUCCAAGGCCACAUACCCAAAUUACCGUGGCUCAAAAGUCCCCACCGUUUUCUCCAGGUACUCCCCUGAUGUGAACAAGGCAUCUUCAGAUAUGGGAGACAUCUGUAGAGACAGCACACAUUUCUAAAAGGAACGGUUGAUGAGGAAAGUCUAUGUUGUUUGUAAGCCUUUUUUGUUUCGUUGCCGUUUGGGGGGGGCUAGAGCAACAGGCCAGCGCUGCUGUUUCCCUGGCUAUUUUGGCCAGGCCAUGUGAAAUUUGGAGCUUUCUGUGGGGACCAGCAUGUUUUGUGAAAGUAAACCUCUCUGUGAAGCAGCAGCGGUUGAAAAAGAAAUUCCGGACAUUAUCAUAACAUCCGUAGCCAUUUAUUUUCUCCUUUGCGCCUCGAAAGCUUGUAUCAUCUUGAUAAUUGCACUGAUUUUAUUUGCUUUCCAAGAACCAGUCGCUUGCGUUGCUGACAAUAUAUCUGCUUUGAGAUGUUCUGUUGAAGCCGUGGUGACUAGCGUUAACUUUCCCAGCUGUAAUCACUUCAAGAAGGAGACGCGUGUUUCUAUACGCUUCCUGUGUGAUGUGGGUUCACAUAGAUGUGUACACACACACACACAAACAAACAAACAUAUAUAAACCACUGUGUAUGAACAGAGCAUGCAAGUUCUCACGGGGAGCCUUCCCUUGUGGCAAAAUAAAAGAAGUUUCAGGGAUCAGAGCUAAUAUUUCAAUGGGCAUCUUUACGAAGCAACCUUCAAAUCACAAGAAUCUUUUAACUUACUACUGUAUAUUGUUUUCAAAUAUAAAUGGGUGGCUCCGAGAGCAUUGUUUUCAAUUUAUUAUUUUUUGUUGCAUCAUGUGAUCUGUUGUUGAAAUGUUUUGGACUGUGGUAUCUGACAUGCAAACAUCUCUUCCAUAGUUUUCAAAAAUGUAUGGUAUGCAUGUAGGAAAUGCCGUCUCCAAAAUGUAUAUAAAACUCAGAUAUUUCAGAGCUGGAGAAUUUGUGAAAAGAAAAUAGACAGAAGGUUAUGGAGGAUGAAGUCAUGAGUUCUGAUCCUGCAAUUUAUUUAUACUGUUAACCUUAGAAAGGUUAUAGCCCCUCUAAACUCAAUAGAAUUACUUUGUGGAGGAUAUUGAAACACUAAAUUUUGUUCUGAUAAUAAUAAAGACUUAAUACCUAACAGCAUAUAUGUAGUUUGCUUUCCCUCAGGAGUUCAGUAGAAAUAACUUAUUUUAUUUAAAUGUAAGCAAUAAAUAGAGAUCAAACUUAAGUUUCAAGUUAAAUGCUAAGUGUACAUAGGGAAAUAAAACUUUGGCUGAACAGUAUUUUUCUUCUUCUUAAUUUACAACACACAUGAGGAAAUAUAAUUUAGAGGACCUAACUCUAAACAGAGACUUUCAUUUUGAUUUUAAGAAUAUGACUCCUGUCAUUUAUUCUACUUUUGCACUUUGAAGAUCACUCUUAUCAAUCGUUAAAUACAAAACCUGGAAGGGUCAAAGUUUAAUGCUGCAUUUUAUAAGACAAAGGUUCAAUAAAUUUGUUUUAGGUUAGGGCAAGAUAAAAUAAAUAGCAGUAUUCACAACGAUUCUGAGACUAUUUCUUCGAUGUGCUUGUAUACUGCAGCUUCAAAUAGUCUAGGAGAAAUACUGAUGAGCUUUUUAAUUUAUGAAAUAAAAGUUAAUGGUUUGAACAGAGUAUAUUAUCAGAUGUAGUUGGUUUUCAGUACAUUUGUAUUUGACCAUUGACUGUCCUUACUUUUUUAAAUAUCUGUACAGUGCCCCUUUUGCAGUUGUAGUUUAGUGUGGAAUAUUGUAUAUCUUGCAUUUGUUCAAACUUACAGUGAUAUAUCAUUUACCAUUAAUAUUACUUGAAAUAAAGUAAGGUAAUGAAAAAAAGGAGUCUAUGAUGUGAGAGUCUUGUAUUUGCCUUGUUAAGUGUUGAACAUGUGGAAAUAAUAUACUGUGGACAUUUCUGCUUUAGAGAAUAGAGCUGCAUUGUAUUACAUCGAACUCCAACCUACACUCCUGAUCUCUUCACACUACUGAGAAACUUUUUAUUUGACUUUAUUAGCUUCAACCAAAUUUUAGUUCAUAAACAUCAGACAUUUUGAAUCUUACAUGGCUGUAGGAGUUUUCUUUAAUAGAACUUCAAGGGGACAUAGCUUCUCUUCCUUUCAAAACUAACCUUGCUCUUGUACAUUGCCAAACCCUGUAUGUGAUUGGCUGGUUGGAAAUAGUGACUUGCUUUCAGUUAAGAAAAUCCUCUCAUUUACCAUGUAAAUAAUUUCAGGUUCUCAACAUUUUAGAGGCAUAAUUCACAUUUUUUUUUUGUAAGAAUCCUAUGCAAUUUUGUGGCAUGAUGUUUCUUCCACUUGUAAUUUAUGUGCUUUCAUCACAGAUCCAAAUAAAAUUUCUUAACACAA
Molecule: messenger RNA, 6370 nt
Organism: Lacerta agilis (Sand lizard)
Lineage: Eukaryota; Metazoa; Chordata; Lepidosauria; Squamata; Lacertidae
Gene: PLCB1
Product: phospholipase C beta 1
Biological process (GO): phosphatidylinositol-mediated signaling; lipid catabolic process; memory
Cellular component (GO): nuclear speck; cytoplasm
Molecular function (GO): phosphatidylinositol-4,5-bisphosphate phospholipase C activity; calmodulin binding; calcium ion binding
Source: RefSeq, a predicted model, not a curated record